Theobroma cacao (cacao) is the source of this 1547-nucleotide messenger RNA. Its product is annotated as S-adenosyl-L-methionine-dependent methyltransferases superfamily protein. The record is from RefSeq and is a predicted model, not a curated record. NCBI's taxonomy places the organism in Eukaryota, Viridiplantae, Streptophyta, Magnoliopsida, Malvales, Malvaceae.
AAUGGGUCCUCUUUUCUGUUUUUCUUUUUGCUUUUGACUUUCCAAUGUGACGAUUUUUUCUCAGAAAUUACAAAGCUUUGAUCUUUACUUGUAAUAUAUAAAAGAAAAGAAUACCCCUUUUUUUUCUCAAGCAAUUUGAUAUUGUGUUAAAAGAUUGUUUGCUGAUCAUUUCUCCUUUCAGGGUUCUUCGUACCUAAAAACCUGUUUCCUAGUGUCAGACCAAGAUGCGUGCACCAUCACUGCUUGCACAAUGCUUGCCAGGCUUGGUGCCCCAAGAUCGAGGAAGCCAAAGCGUGUCCACUGUAUCAGAGAGAGAUGUCCAUCUCCCUUCACCAGCUGUGGAGAUUCUCCCUUCAAAGACAGCUCAUCCUUAUAAGUAUGCUGGGGAUAAUGUAGACUUGCAAGGGCUCAAUGUGUUCAAGGGAAGGGUUAGCGUUGCUGAUAUUAUUGGUUUCACCGGUUCCGAACUGAUAUCCUCAAAACCUGAAGGGUUUCUGAAAUCUUGGGACAGCUCUAUCGAUCUUGUUAACGUCCUUAAGCAUGAGAUUCGUGAUGGACAGUUGAGCUUUAGAGGGAAAAGGGUGCUUGAGCUGGGUUGUGGCUAUGGACUUCCUGGGAUUUUUGCUUGUCUGAAGGGUGCUUGUACAGUGCACUUUCAAGACCUCAGUGCAGAAACUAUUAGAUGUACUACCAUACCAAAUGUUCUUGCAAACCUUGAGCAAGCUCGGGACAGGCAGAGUCGACAGCCUGAGAGUCCUUUGACUCCAUCCAGACAAACACUUGCCCCAACAGUGCACUUCUAUGCUGGGGAUUGGGAAGAACUCCCCACUGUAUUGUCUGUUGUUCGGAAUGAUGUGUCUGAAGUGACUACAGGAAUGAGCUUGAGCUUCUCCGAGGAGGAUUUCAUGGAUGGAUGCAGUAGCCAAGAUGGUAGCAUCAUAGCACAGGAAAUUUCCUCAAGGAGAUCAAGAAAGCUUUCAGGAAGCCGGGCAUGGGAAAGAGCUAGUGAGAUAGAUCAGGGAGAAGGUGGUUAUGAUGUUAUUUUAAUGACAGAAAUUCCAUACUCAGUUUCCUCUUUGAAGAAGUUAUAUGCACUAAUUAAGAAGUGUCUGAGGCCUCCGUAUGGAGUAUUAUACUUGGCAACAAAGAAGAAUUAUGUUGGCUUCAACAAUGCAGCACGGCACCUCAGAAGUCUAGUCGAUGAAGAAGGCAUAUUUGGAGCCCAUUUAAUUAAAGAGGUGGCUGAUCGAGAUAUUUGGAAGUUCUUUCUCAAGUGAAACAAAGUCCAGAACCAUGCAUAAAUGCCUGCUAAACUGAUUACAAGUAUUGUCUUUUUGCUUUUCUGUCCUAUUGGUGUAAUACAUAUAAGAAAUUGUGUUGAUUCUUUUGGUAGUAAUAAUGAAAUUGGGAUCAGAAAGAUUACUGAAGGCUAAUUUUGCUACCAUGUCUGUUGUAUUCUUUUUAUUUUUUUCCCCUAUUUUGUUCCAUUUUAAAUGUAAAUCAAACAGUUAGUUAAUUCAAAGCCUAAGAUUUAAUGUUCUUUGUUA